Molecule: messenger RNA, 2997 nt
Organism: Aspergillus saccharolyticus JOP 1030-1
Lineage: Eukaryota; Fungi; Ascomycota; Eurotiomycetes; Eurotiales; Aspergillaceae
Product: DEAD/DEAH box helicase
Exons: 9
Coding region: 118-2937 (939 amino acids)
Molecular function (GO): nucleic acid binding; ATP binding
Source: RefSeq, a predicted model, not a curated record
AUUGCCCCCGCCCCCGCCUGCUUCAAUGAGUUGGCGAAAUAGUCUAGAUAACUUGUCACCGAUGGGACCUCACCCUGGAUCCUCCCACUAUCGCAAAUUGUGAACUCAGCUUAAGGCAUGUCUGCACCAUCUGGGCAGCCAGUCCGAAUCUAUGGCUUCCAGACGUCCGUGGACAUCGCUCGCCAACACACAUACGACACAGCUCCGGUGGCCGGACACAAGCGCCCGGGAGAAUAUUCUGCGAGCGACAAUCGUACAGUUCCAAUCGUAAAGCAGCGUAUCAGAUUCAAUGUGCCAGCCGAUCGGUCAGUAGAUUUCAUUCGGCCUUCGCUGGAUCUGCCCAAAGGUCGUUUGGUUGCCAGUGAUAUUCGUCCGGUUGCAGCCGUGGUCCGUGGCAGAGACCCGCCGCCCCAUUCUUUGCAGAAUGACGAGAAAGAACUCAACGAUCAUCCUCUGUUGUUAUUGAGCAACCCUGCAUAUGGACUGCCUCCUGCCUUGGUUGCUAAUUGGUCGGCUAUCGGGCUCAAAAGUAUUUACCAAUGGCAGGCAUCAUGCUUGCUGACCCCAGGACUGCUUAACGGCAGUCGGCACCUAGUCUAUACUGCCCCUACUGGUGGGGGAAAGUCACUUGUCGCUGACGUUCUCAUGAUAAAACGUAUCAUCGAGAACCCGGGCCGCAAGGCCAUCCUUGUUCUUCCAUAUGUAGCCUUGGUACAGGAGAAACUGAAGUGGCUUAGACGUAUCGUACAAGAUGUUGAGAAAUGCAUCGACGAUACCGGCGACAAAGUGGACAGUACGAGACCAUAUCAUCAGCGCUGGCGCAAGCUACAGAAGUCGAUACGCGUGACGGGCUACUUUGGAGGAAGUAGGACGGCUGCGUCUUGGGCUGAUACAGACAUUGCCGUCUGUACAAUUGAAAAGGCAAACUCCCUCAUCAACAGUACCAUCGAAGAAUGUAGUAUUGGGGAAUUGGGCGUAGUUGUUCUGGAUGAGCUGCAUAUGCUUGACGACGAGCACCGUGGAUAUCUCCUGGAAUUGAUGGUCACCAAACUGCUACUCCUGCGACAAAACAUCCAGAUCAUCGGGAUGAGCGCUACGUUAUCGAACACCGAGAUGUUAGCGGAGUGGAUGCAUGCCGUGUAUUACGUCUCAACCUAUCGACCAGUUCCGAUUGAUGAAUACCUUGUUUUCGAAAAUGCAAUAUACCCUGCUGCAACAUCAAGACAGUUAUUUCAGACAAUUUCUCGACUGAAGUCGACACCAACGCAGUCUCUCCAGGAGAAUAUGCCUCCACAACGUGUUGUUUCUCCUUCGACAUUCCGAGAACUCGCAAAUGCUAUGACGAAUGCGACGGUCGCUUUGGCUACAGAGACAGCAUCGGCUGGAUAUGGUGCUCUGGUCUUUUGUGGUAGUCGACAGGCUUGCCAAAGUCAAGCAGCGAUCAUCAGCGAAGCCAUGCCCCUUCCUGGUGAUGAGACGGAUGAACUGAGCAAACGACUGGACCUUGUAGCCGAGCUUCGGAGUCUGCCAGGCGGUCUGGACCCUGUCCUUGAAAACACACUCGUCAAAGGCGUGGGCUUUCAUCAUGCCGGCAUGACAACCGAGGAACGCGAACUCAUUGCACAAGCUUAUGACCAAAGUGUCCUUAGAGUGCUCAUAGCCACUUGCAGCUUGGCAGCUGGCGUGAAUCUGCCUGCGAGACGAGUCAUCAUAAAUGGAGCCCGCAUGGGUAGAGAAUUGGUUGGGCCCGCAAUGCUGCGACAAAUGUGUGGCAGAGCUGGCCGUAAAGGGAAAGAUGAAGCGGGCGAGACGUAUCUCGUAUGUGGUCAUAGUGAUCUACAAGCUGUCUGCGACCUUCUUGAAGCCGACAUGCCGGCUAUUGAAAGCUGCCUAGCUCCGGAGAAGAGAGGGCUCAAACGAGCUCUCUUAGAAGCCAUCGCUACAGGGCUCGUAUCAGGGUACGACGCGAUCAAGGAAUAUGUUCAAUGCACCUUGCUCUAUCGCACGGCGGACAAGAAGUUAGCUUACAGUAUCAUGCAGUCCGCCCUCCAAGAAUUGGUUAAGGAAGAAUUAGUGCAUGUUGAUGAUGACGAAUCAUCAUAUUCAGCAACACAGCUUGGACAGGCUGUGGUUGCCUCUGCGUUCGCACCCGAGGAUGGCUUGUUUGUCUAUGAAGAAUUGAAACGGGCGCUGCAAGCUUUUGUCAUGGAUGGUGAUAUGCACAUAUUUUAUAUGUUCACGCCUCUUCAACUAGCUGCCAGCACUCACAUUAACUGGCGCAUUUUCAGAGAUCAGCUUGAUAACCUGGAUGAAAGUGGUUUGCGCGCCCUGCAAUUUGUUGGCGUUCAGCCUGGGUUUGUGAAUUACAUGGCCCAGAGCGGUGGAUCACUGAAAGAGAAUACCUCAGAGCAAAUUAAGCAGGCUAGGAUUUACCAGCGCGCUUACACGGCGUUUCAGCUUCGUGAUCUGAGCAAUGAGGUUCCGUUGUCAGAUAUCGCAUCGCGGUACCAGAUACCACGGGGCUCGGUGCAGAGCUUGGCACAGCAAUGCCACGGGUUUGCCGCGGGCAUUGUGAAAUUUUGUCAACGCAUGGGUUGGGGAAUGUUGGCCGCAGUUUUGGAUCAUAUGCAAGACCGCCUGGAGGCCGGGGCGCGGGCUGACCUGCUCGAAAUGGCACAGGUGACUUAUGUCAAAGGCUGGACCGCUCGGCUACUUCGAGAAAAUGGCUACCGGAAUCUGAGAGCUCUGGCGGAAGCGGAUGCAAAGGAUCUGGUUCCUAUUUUGAUGAUGGCUAAUCCGCGCAAAACUCAAAAAGGCCAGCUUCAUCCUGCGGAAGCUGAGCGCUAUGCAAAAAAGCUUGUCGCCAAAGCGGAAAUUAUCAUCGCGUCUGCGAACAAGAUUUGGGAACGUGAGAUGCAGGUGGAAUUAGAUGAAUGAACAGUCGUUAUGACCUGACUGUAUAUACAUACUUGAGAAUUUUUGGCCGAAGCCCGUUCA